Messenger RNA from Amborella trichopoda, 732 nucleotides. RefSeq names its product microsomal glutathione s-transferase. Gene Ontology annotation, molecular function: glutathione peroxidase activity; glutathione transferase activity. Lineage: Eukaryota; Viridiplantae; Streptophyta; Magnoliopsida; Amborellales; Amborellaceae. The record is from RefSeq and is a predicted model, not a curated record. Gene Ontology annotation, cellular component: endoplasmic reticulum; membrane; nuclear envelope.
AGUUGAGAUUCAGCAGCGGACCCUAAUUCUCACCGAUUUCAGCAGAAAUGGCGGUCGAAUCGCCAAAAGAAUACGGUUUUGUGGUCCUGGUGUUCCUCUUCUAUGUCUUCUGCAACCUUUGGAUGUCCUUUCAGGUCGGCAAGGCCAGAAAAAGGUACAAGGUGUUCUAUCCGACCCUCUACGCUGUUGAAUCUGAGAACAAGGAUGCCAAGCUUUUCAACUGUGUUCAGAGGGGGCACCAAAACUCAUUGGAGAUGAUGCCGAUUUUCUUUGUGCUGUUGUUGCUUGGGGGGCUGAGGCACCCUCUGAUAGCCUCUGGUUUGGGGUUAUUUUACACGGUGGCUAGGUAUUUCUACUUUAAGGGCUACGCCACUGGUGUUCCUGAGAAUAGAUUGAAGAUCGGGCAAUUCAACUACUUCGCGCUUUUGGGACUGAUUGGCUGCAACCUUUCACUCGCACUCACCCUCCUCCGCAGUUAAUCUCUACUACCAGCAGGUCCUUCAAUACAUAGACUUGCUUCUCCUUAAAUCUCUCUCUGUUUUCUUCUUCUGAUGAACCCUGCUGUUUCUUUUUAUUGUGAGCUAUUUGAAAUAGGUAGACUUUUGGUAGUUCUAUUUGUGAUGUACAUCUAUAAUGCCAUGCCACCCCUGUGCUUAAUUUGGCUUGGUUGAAUUCAAUCUCUGGAGGGCUCACUCAGGUUUUUAUUUGAAUCUGGAUCAAACUUGCCAAAAA